Molecule: messenger RNA, 2082 nt
Organism: Lachnellula hyalina
Lineage: Eukaryota; Fungi; Ascomycota; Leotiomycetes; Helotiales; Lachnaceae
Gene: PEX17
Product: Peroxisomal membrane protein
Exons: 1
Coding region: 1-2082 (693 amino acids)
Source: RefSeq, a predicted model, not a curated record
AUGCCGACGGAUCGACUCCUGACCACAGUGCUUCGCGCCUACCAGGGUGCUCCAGAUCCAGAGCAAAGCAAUAGGAUAUUCUCCAGCACGGCAUCCCUCUUCACCACGCUCUCGAAUCCACUCAACAUCACCCUCCUCACAUCACAACUUCUCAUAUCGCCAGCAAUAUGGAACCAAGUAGACGGACUACGGACGAGUCUUCGAAUAAUUAGCGUCUAUAAUACAGCUGCUAUAACCGUGCACAAGAACCAAGUCGAGGGUGGGAGUAAGAGUAAUAAACCUUUCGAUGCCUAUCAACCCAGGCUAGGUGGAGGGGUGGAAUGCGACGAGUGGGCUACGGCUGUGGUGAAGGGCUUGGACGAUCGAUCGCCUAGAUGGGAACAUACCUUGGUACUGGCCGGAAUCCUGCUUGGGAUGGAGGGGCAAGAACGGCGUGGACUAUCGCGUGGGUUGAGAGCCAAACUUGAGACUGCUCUGGUUACGGCUGCAAACCUCACGCUUCAAGAUCAAGCCGUUACUGGAAUUCUGGGGGUAGAAUCUAUGAUUUUGGCGCUGAAUCAUGCAUUCCCUCUUUUGUCUGAUCAUGUUAGACGUUUACUAAAUUAUGAUGCUUUGGUAUAUCCUCUUAUUAAAGCCAUGACAUAUAUGGAAGGAUAUCAAGAUGCGAUAUUCCUCGAAACCGUGGAUUACGAUGUCAGACAUGUUUCUGGAAACAAAUUCGACUGGUCAGCAAAGUCUCCAUCGUUUCUUCAGCUACAAAAACUUGGUUCCAAGCCCCUUGUAUCCUCAAUGGGACCAUUAUCACGGCUUAUUGCACAUGCCAUCGAGAACUUGAGUGUACCAAGCCGAGUACUGGAGACACUUGAUCACUUGGUAGCUUUUUCGGGCAAGUUACUGACAGCAUGGCAACGGAACAAGUUAUCUGAAAUCGAUCCUUCUGAAGAGGCAACGUUCCUCACUCCGGAGACACUUCGAAUUACAUUCCCGUUACUUUGGCAAGUUCUGAAGACGGCUAUGUUUGCAACAGUACUUAUCCUACGCUCGAUUAUUGCAAAGACCCUCAUAACCCCAUACCUAUCAUCGAACGAGCUAGCACCAGGCAUUGCCUCAAAGGCUUUGACUGCUCUCAGCAACAUCCAAUUCAUCUCAUCCCGAAUGGGCUCCAACGCCUUCUCAGCAUACACAUUUGUCAACUUAACAUCCAUCGACAUCCUCUCCUGCUUCCCCAUGCAAUCCGGGGAUUUCCUGCGCUCAAUUAUCCCCUCCCACGCCGGCCAAAUCCCAGCCCACCCCCUGCACCGGAACCACGAUCUCUUCUACCUCAACACCGUCGAGCACUUCACCCUAAUCAUGUCCCCAGCCACCACCGAAUCCCUAAUCCUCACCCCCGCCUCCCCCUACCUAAACCCAUCCGCCAACGCCCACCUCGUCGAGAUCUUCGAAGCCGCCCACAGCGCCAUGCUCUCGGCGCUCGCAGCCCCGCAAAACGGACCCCUGGCUGCUAAAUCCCUCCCCUUCUACGUCGAAUCCCUCUUCAACUCCUUCCCCACCAACCUCUCGCCGCGGCAAUUCCGCUUCGCCUUCAAAGCCCUCAUGCAAAUCACCUCGCCGCCCAAGCAACUCGCUGCUUCCGAACCCAUGCUCGCAGAGACUCUACUGGAAAUGCUCCACCACCGCGCUUUGCACGCGCCUACGGCCCCACUCCCCCCUUCUGUGAACGAGGGAGCCCAACCUGAUGGUCAGACAGCAGCAUUGUCUGAGCAAGCGGUGCUGCUCCUCACGCUGCUCGACGCGCUGCCGUAUCUCCCGCUCGGCGCACUAGAGGAAUGGCUCCCGCUGGCUGCGGAUCUGCUGGCUGCGGUGCCGGAUGCUGGGAUGCGGGAACGGUGUCGCGCACGGUUUUGGGAGGUGCUGGAGAGUGGGGAGAUGGAUGUCGAGAGGAGUGCUGUUUGUGUUUGGUGGUGGGGGAGCAGGGGGGGGAGGGAGAGGGUUUUGUUUGGUGCUAGGGGGGGCGGAGAUGGAGGGGAAGGAGGGCCGUUUAUGAGUGGUGCGUUGGGAGCGCAGAAGGAGAGUAGGUUGUGA